CAAAACUGAAAAGCGAGAGAACGAACAGAGAGAGAGAGAGAGAGAGAGAGAGAAAUUGAGAGAAUCUGAGCGCGAUUCUUUUCCGACGAUUUAAACCUAAUUAACGCGUCAUUCAAUCCAAGUCUUCGCCCUUUCAAAAAAGCCUUUGUGUGUUUUUAACUUAGCUUUUAUUACUACUCUAUCUCUCUCUCUUUUUUUUUUUUUUUUUUUUAAUUUCUUGAUCUCGGUUCUAGAUCGCGUUUCGAUCGGUUAAUAACCGUUGAAAAUCGUUUGUUGAUUCGGUCGAUAGAUUUUCGAAUAAAAAUUUAGGUUAUUUUAACGAAGCUGAAGAGUUUGAUUAAGGAAAGGAAUUUAUGUGUGUUUAAUGAUGUUGACCUUAACUAUUGGGUUAUGAAGUACUAUGGAAGUUGUUGUUUCACGAAAAGAAGAAGAUGACGCUUUACAUUGGUCGCGAAGCUUCAAAGUUAUGGAAGAGAAUUUGUGCAGAAACAACCACAGAAAUCAACCUUCUUAUCGAGAACUGGAAGUACUUGCUCGCCGGACUAGUUUUUCAGUACAUACAUGGUCUUGCUGCACGAGGAGUUCAUUAUCUUCAUCGUCCAGGCCCAACUUUACAGGAUCUUGGAUUCAUUCUUCUCCCUGAGCUUGGGCAAGAUAAAGCCUACAUCAGCGAGACUCUGUUCUCAUUCAUCUUUUUAUCAUUCGUCUUGUGGAGCUUCCAUCCAUUCAUCUUAAAGAGCAAAAAGAUCUACACAGUCCUAUUAUGGUGCAGGGUUCUAGCAUUUUUAGUAGUUUCUCAAAUUCUCCGGAUUAUAACAUUCUAUUCUACCCAGCUUCCAGGUCCAAACUAUCAUUGCCGUGAGGGCUCUAAACUUGCCAGGUUGCCACGUCCUCAGAGUGUACUUGAAGUCCUCUUAAUUAAUUUUCCGCGGGGCGUAGUAUAUGGUUGUGGUGAUUUGAUUUUUUCAUCACACAUGAUCUUUACUUUAGUCUUUGUGCUCACAUAUCAGAAAUAUGGCACUAGAAGGUUUAUAAAGCAGUUUGCUUGGUUGCUUGCUAUUGUUCAGAGCUUCUUGAUUGUAGCAUCUCGCAAACAUUACACGGUUGAUGUUGUUGUUGCCUGGUAUACUGUUAACUUAGUGGUGUUCUUUAUAGACAAGAAAUUGCCUGAACUGCCUGAUCGUAACAGUGGAAGUUCACCUCUGUUACUGCCUGUGAGCACCAAAGACAAGGAUGGUAGGACUAAAGAGGAAAAUCACAAGCUCUUGAAUGGAAAUUCAGAUCCCUCAGAUUGGAGGCCGAGAACACAAGUCAAUGGCAAGAUUAUGGAAGAUGGCAAUGGAGUCCAUGUUGAUAGUGCAAUGAAUGGUGCUUAGAUGAUGGAAGUUGCCAAAGCUACUGCAGUGGGGGCUGCCGCAAAGGCCACUAAUUGAAUUCUUGUAAUCAUGAAUUAAAGGUUUAGUUGCUUGAGUCAUCAGUUCCUUUGCCUGAGACUGGUAAAGAAAAUUGAUUUGUAUUUUAGAGAAAAUGGAGUUUGGGUAAUAGGUUUGUAUAUUUUGCAGUCAACUCUCCUCUUAAGUUUUGGUCCAACAUCAGCAUCAGCAUGUAUCUUAUCAUGGAAUGGUAAGAUUUCUAGUGUUGCCAUUGUUCUCCAUGGGGAUAGUUUCCUCUUGUAUUGUUGCUGUUGCUGUUGAAACUCCCCUUGCUAUUAAAUUUAUAAGGUCAAUAUAAUCAUCUUGCAAAAGCCAAAGGCUGUUGGGAAUGA
Molecule: messenger RNA, 1765 nt
Organism: Pistacia vera
Lineage: Eukaryota; Viridiplantae; Streptophyta; Magnoliopsida; Sapindales; Anacardiaceae
Product: phosphatidylinositol:ceramide inositolphosphotransferase 1-like
Exons: 12
Coding region: 432-1376 (314 amino acids)
Biological process (GO): ceramide biosynthetic process
Cellular component (GO): trans-Golgi network; endoplasmic reticulum membrane; Golgi membrane
Molecular function (GO): sphingomyelin synthase activity; ceramide cholinephosphotransferase activity; inositol phosphoceramide synthase activity
Source: RefSeq, a predicted model, not a curated record